AAAUCCUGUACUCGACUGAGAAUCCUUUCUUUACCACCAUCAGUCACCACAAGUUGCUAAAAUGAGUGAGGCCGUGACAAUCAGAACUCGCAAGUUUAUGACUAACCGCUUGCUUCAAAGAAAGCAGAUGGUCGUCGAUAUUCUUCACCCUGGUAAGGCCAAUCUUUCUAAGAAUGAACUUCGCGAAAAGUUGGCUCAAAUGUACAAGACCGAUGCCGAGAAUAUUACUGCCUUUGGUCUUCGUACUCAAUUUGGUGGUGGCAGGUCUACUGGUUUUGCCUUGAUCUACGACUCCAAUGAGGCUUUGAAGAAGUUUGAACCUCAUUACCGUCUUGUCCGUGUUGGUCAAGCCCAACCCAUCGAAAAGGUUGCCCGUCAACAACGCAAGCAACGUAAGAACAGAGGCAAGAAGGUCUUUGGUACUGGCAAGCGCCUUGCCAAGAGAAGAGCCAAGAGCCAAGACUAGAGUGUUUGUCGUUCAUAGCCGCGUACUAAAAUAUUCAAUACACUCAAUUCUCCACCAAGGUAACCAAAAAAACAGUCAGCUAUCACUGAUAUUCUAUUAUCUU
Messenger RNA from Schizosaccharomyces cryophilus OY26, 569 nucleotides. Its product is annotated as 40S ribosomal protein S24. The transcript has 2 exons. Gene Ontology annotation, molecular function: structural constituent of ribosome. Gene Ontology annotation, cellular component: ribosome. Gene Ontology annotation, biological process: translation. Bases 62 to 466 code for a protein of 134 amino acids. NCBI's taxonomy places the organism in Eukaryota, Fungi, Ascomycota, Schizosaccharomycetes, Schizosaccharomycetales, Schizosaccharomycetaceae. The record is from RefSeq and is a predicted model, not a curated record.